CUUGUCUAUACACACAGAUCAGGGUAUCGUUAUCUGUGGUGGUAAUUGGUGCAGUUGCUGAGCAAAGAUGACUGAGCAUGUUCAGCAUAGCGUGACAAGUCGAACGAGGCUGAUGCAGACGAUAGGUGAAGAGAUGAAGCGAUCUCUCUCCACGGAAGGUGAAAGAGGUGCGAUGAAGUUGAUUGGUUUGAAUAUCCAAUCGAUCCCACCUGAGGCUCUGGAGCUGAUGAGGGAUUCUGUUGAGAGACUGUCGUUGCAAAACAACUCUUUGACGUUGCUUCCACAGUACUUUUCAAGGCUUGAAAAGCUGAGAUACUUGGAUAUUCAUGAGAAUGACUUCACGGUGUUCCCAGAUGUUUUGGCGAAGAUGCCUGAUCUGGAGAUCUUGGACAUAAGUUGCAACAGGUUGAACAGCUUACCCAGUGACAUUGGUAAUCUGUCCAAGCUGAAGGUUUUGUCUUUGAAGAACAAUCAGUUUGAGACCAUACCAUCAUCAAUACUACAAAUGAAAGAUUUGAGGAUAUUAGAAUUGGAGAAUAACCCCUUCAACCAGAACAUCAUGUCUUUUUUGAGCAAGAUACCAUAUAAGCCACAGACAUUGGAAUGGUUACAGGAGAUUAAGAUGUUCUUAAGAACGCAUAGCUCUGCCAUUGUCGAGGAGGAGGAAGAAGAGGAAGAGACUGGUGUUAAACCUGAGGGAAAUCUUGAAAGCCAUACAAUGGAGGAGCAAGGAGAACUUGAUCUUGAUGAUCCAUUGCACCCUAUAGAUAACGUCAAUGUCAAGUCUAGUGACCCAUCAGCUCCUCAGCACAAGCCUCUUGAAAGAUCUAGAAGUAUAUCAGAUACACAUAUCUCUUCUAGGGCUGCAAAGAGAAUGGGGUUCAUCAACGUCAAGAAACCAAUAUCUGAAGAGGACGAUGAGAUUCCAGGAUUGAAGAGAAACAGAUCUCUAUCUGCAAAUGCCUUCUCUCAAAGCUCUAUGAUACAGCCGGUAUUCCAGCAAACUCCAAUUCAUAAUCACAUUUCUCAACAGGGAACGAAUGAUACAGAGACACAUAUUACACCACCGAAAGGUGAGCAACCUUUAAGUAUACGGAUCCCCACGGCUCUCGAACUAGCAUCACCAAUUGCAGCCGAGAAGUUAGAUUCUAUCCCAGAACAUAGAUCUAAUGACUACUUCAAGAGGCUAUCAACUCUACCAGAGACCAGGUCAAACCUCACACAAUUGAAGAUUGUGGACAUUGCAAGAAAGGUUUUAUUCGCCUUUUCUGAAUUCCAAUCAACGAUGAAGAAGAUGAAUACCUUCUGUACAGAUAAACAGUUGAUCAUUGACAUGGUUUCACAGUUAUACUUUUCCAAGAAUCUUAUUGAGCAUCUCGUGGAGAGCUUGGAGAAAUCAGAGGCCAAGAACAAAGAAGGACUUGUCUCAGUGGAUGAGAUUCUCAAGGUUGUUACAGAGACUGUUUCAUCGUUCAAAAAGAUGAUUGAGACUUUAAGCAUGAACUUGACAAGUUAUACGAAGAACACUGACAAUUGUUUCAAAAGAAUGUUGUUACUAUCGUUGUUCAUGUGCUAUUCAGAAAUCCUGAAUGCGUAUAACAUUCUUGCUCCAGAUAUUACAAAGAAAGACAAAGUCACGGCGAGAAACCAACUUCCAAACCUGAGGAUUCCGGAGGCCAACAUGGGCAUCACUCAGCAACAACUGGCAGAGUACAAGGAAGUUGAUGAUAAUCUGUAUGACUCUCUCAAUAAUGUUUUACAGUCUUCCAAUGACAUUUAUGCCGAGUUGAACGAGGCGAUUUCGAAAAGUGCGAUAGCUAAUGCCAAAUCUGAAGACUAUCAACUAUCUGCCACUGCAAUCCAAAGAAUUAAAGAACUCACUGGAACGUGUGUGAGCUCUAUGGACCAGAAUAAGAAGAUCAAGAUCAAACUUGGGAACACCAAGAAUCUUACAAUCCCUGACAAGAAGAAGUUUUACGAUGAACUCAACACUUUCCUCAAAUCCAUUAUAACUAUUUUGGCUUCAACGAAGGCCAUCAUGAACGAAUCACCGAUUUUGAACGAGGUUCGUCCUUCAUUAGCCAGCUUAACCAAAGCAACGAAAGAUGUCACUAUUAUGCUUGAGGUGAGUUCAUAUCGAAUGAUCAACGAUUCCUUUAGUGCUUUGAACAGUGCAGUCCCUCAAUCUACAGCAACAGCACCGAUGAUUUCCUCAAUUCCUUCGGUGAUGUCCAUUCCUCAGAUGAAUACACCAUUUGUUAACAUGCCAAGUGCUUCGACGCCUAUGCAAACAGCUUCUAAUCCAUUUGAAGCUUCUAUGGUUAACAACAUGCAAAGCAUGAGUACUACAGAACAGGAAUAAAUUAGCAAGACUCUUUACACCA
Williopsis jadinii is the source of this 2384-nucleotide messenger RNA. RefSeq names its product Sog2p (gene SOG2). NCBI's taxonomy places the organism in Eukaryota, Fungi, Ascomycota, Saccharomycetes, Phaffomycetales, Wickerhamomycetaceae. The transcript has a single exon. The record is from RefSeq and is a predicted model, not a curated record. Bases 68 to 2362 code for a protein of 764 amino acids. Gene Ontology annotation, molecular function: protein binding.